Molecule: messenger RNA, 2256 nt
Organism: Colletotrichum karsti
Lineage: Eukaryota; Fungi; Ascomycota; Sordariomycetes; Glomerellales; Glomerellaceae
Product: mitochondrial outer membrane protein iml2
Exons: 2
Coding region: 1-2256 (751 amino acids)
Cellular component (GO): nucleus; cytosol; mitochondrial outer membrane
Source: RefSeq, a predicted model, not a curated record
AUGAGUAGACUCGGCUCCUGGUUUCGUGGAGCGGCGGGAAAGGUGAGCAGCAAUGCGAGCCCGGCGGGUUCGCAGCUCAACCUCUCCGCCAAGGAGAUAUCCGCCCGGGAGAUGGCCGAUAUCGAGGAGGCCAUGGCCGCCGCCAGCCUCAUCAUGAACGACGACAUUGACGGCGCGGAGGAGCGUCUCAGGAAGGGCGACUCGGCCUUUCACCAGCUGGGCCUCUCCAUGACGACUUUCCUCAGAUCCGUCCUCGGCUUCGAAAAAGAUGUCAUGAACGAGGCCUCAAAACGGCUGGCCGACACCGAAGCAAAGGCCUGGGCCGACUACAAAAAGGCCGAACGCGAGGGUUCCUCGGACGCCAGCAGCAGGAUUUACCCGCCUGGGACUGAGUUCCUACUGAUCCACGCCGAGUCCCAGCUCAUGGCGGCCGUAGUCGCCGUCUUGCAUGAGAGUUUAACUGAGGCCCUCAAGGGCUUCUACAAGCUGCGCAAGGCGUUCGUGACCCUUGACGGCAUCAUGGUGCAUGAGGCGAAGGCUUUGGAUAAGGGGAGCAAGGCGGACCCGCCGCCUCUGCGUUCCAGGACGAGUGACGAUAAGAUGCCCGGUAGCUUCGACGACGACGAGUUUGCGGAUCUGGAUCAGAAGGAGGACAGCGAGAUCGAGUUUGUGGACGCGAGUGAGGUUCCGAAAUCGGGAGCUCAGACGCCUGGAUCCGGCGCGGAGAAGAAGUCCAACGGAUCGCAGACUCCCGCCCAAGACCUAGCGAAUCUCAGCCUGGACUCGGGCACCUCGACGCCGCAGGACGACGCAAAGCUUGCUCCUCUGCAGGUCUCUUCUCAGAUGGCGGAUGACUCGGACUCAGACUCGACCGUCUUUUCUAACCCCGUAGACGCCUUCAUUCACAGCGGAGCCAACAUGUGCUUCGGCAUGCUGCUCUUCAUGCUGAGCAUGGUCCCACCGGCUUUCUCGCGUCUUCUAUACGUCGUCGGCUUCAGGGGCGAUCGUGAGCGCGGCGUGAGGAUGUUGUGGAAGAGCACGCAGUUCGACAACCUCAACGGCGCUGUUUCUGGACUCAUUCUUUUGGGAUACUACAACGGACUGAUGGGCCAGGCCGACAUCGUUCCUGCCGAGGCGGACUUCGACGCCGACGCGGAGCUGGUCGGAUACCCGGCCAAGAAGUGCGCCGGGCUGUUGGCCUCGAUGCGCCAACGCUACCCGGACUCGCGGCUCUGGCGAGUUGAAGAGUCGAGGGUAGUUGCACAGCAGCGUCGGCUGGCGGACGCCAUCCAGCUGCUCACGACGGGCCAGGAGAGCAAGAUGCGUCAGGUCACCGCGCUGAAUAGUUUUGAGCUGGCUCUGGCGGCCAUGUCGCACCAGGACUGGGAAUUGAUGCAAAAGACGUUCCUGCGGUGUCUCGAGCUGAACGACUGGAGUCACACGCUUUACUACUACAUGGCCGGCUGCGCUGAGCUGGAGCUUUACCGCAACGCGGUCCUCGAGAAGAAGGAGGAGGACGAGGUGAGGAGGAGGAAGAAGAAGGUGGAGGAGCUUUUCCGCAAGGCGCCUACGGUCGCCGGGAGGAAGAAGUUCAUGGCGCGCCAGCUUCCUUUUGACGUCUUCAUCACGAGAAAGAUCCAGAAGUGGGAGGACCGGGCGAAGGAGUUCAAGAUUGACCUGGCCGAUGCCCUCGGCGUCAGCCCGGCACAGGAGAUGGUCAACUUGUGGAAUGGCACGAAGAGGAUGAAUGACGAGGAGCUUCACAAGUCGAUCAAGAGUCUGGACUGGGAACGCUGCACUGCGCCAGCCGAGGUGGUCGAGAAGAUGAAGAAUACACCCGAUGAGGCUUCGAUCCGCUCGGUGUGCUUGGCGGCCAUUUACAGGACGCUUGGUCGUUACGAGGAGGGACGGGAGGUCUUGCAGACUGAGGUCCUCAGUGCUGACAGGGCGGCCUUCAAGGGACCUACCAGAGACGAGUACCCCAUGCCUAUGGCUCACUACGAGAUGGCUGCUAUUGCCUGGUCCGAGGCUUGUGACCCAAAGUCCCGGAAGGCGGCUGCUGAUGAGCCAGCGGAUGCUGAGGCUCAAGCCAAGUUGGUGAGCGAGUAUCGCAAGAAGAAGACGGAUGAGUGCCAGGAGUGGCUUGACAAGGUCGUUGCGUGGGAGGCGUUCGUCUUUGAUGCGAGACUCGGUAUGAGGGUGACUGCUGCCCUCGAGACGCUCCGUUGGUUCAAGAAGAAGAACAAUUGGGCAUAG